AUGACUGAGUCUUAUGAAACAAAACUAAAAACAUUAUGCAGAAUAUGUGGAGAAAGUGUAGAUAAUGAUAGUGUUCUUUUAACAAAACACAUUGCUAGAAUAGAAUUUUGUUUUUUUAUCCGAAUCGAUAAAGACCACUCAAAUAUACAUCCUCAAAAAAUGUGUUAUAGAUGCUUUUCAAUAUUAAGAAAUAUUGAAAAAGGUUCAAACACUGAACUAAAAUUAAGAUCAUGGCCUGAAAAUUGUAAUCUAACUGAAUGUGUUUGCUUUAAAUCCAAUAAAGGAAGAAAAAAAAAGAAAAAGAUAAGUAGAAGACCUUCGAAAUUGAAAAUACUGCUUGAAGCAGACCAUAUAAAGAAAUCAUUUGGGCCACUUGUAAAAAAACUAGAUAAGGUACUUAAUUCAUUAGGAGUACAAAGACAAGCAUACCACGGGAAAAGUUUUGUUGGUAAUCAUGUUAACAAAAUGUUAAAGGAGAAAAGUAUUCUUGAACUUUGCAACUCCAUACCAAACCUUGUAGUCGAACUUGGGUUCAAUGACACUAAUAUACACAAAGAAACUAUUGAAAUUUGUAAAAACUUCAAGGUACUCUUCUCUAAAUUUGGAAUUUGUCACAAGCUUAUUAACUCCUGCAAUCAGUUCAAUGAAGAUAAGAAACAGGACCUUGAAAAUCAAAUCAAAGAUUUCAUGAAGUACUUUCGUGAAAACUGGCCAAACGCUUCAAUCACACCAAAGCUUCAUAUGCUGGAGUACCAUGCAUUACCUUUCAUUAGAAAAUGGGGAGUAGGACUAGGUACUUAUGGAGAGCAAGGUGGAGAAAGUAUUCAUGCUGAAAUCAACCGUAUGAAGAGUAUCUACUGCCAUAUGAAAGGAGUGGGUAGAUUAAGAAGCAUAAUGAAUGAGCAUUUCAUAAAAAACAACCCAACUGUAAAAAAAUACCAAAAAAAAGCUAAACCAAGAAAAAGAAAAUUGUAG
Molecule: messenger RNA, 975 nt
Organism: Hydra vulgaris (swiftwater hydra)
Lineage: Eukaryota; Metazoa; Cnidaria; Hydrozoa; Anthoathecata; Hydridae
Source: RefSeq, a predicted model, not a curated record